CCGUCAAAAUGAGCCCGGAAGCCUGGCUCCCGCAGCCCACCUUGUUCCUCACUGGCCUCACCUUGCUCCUCUCGCUGGGUAAGUGUCGGCUUGAGCCCCCUUGCAUGUGCCCAGGUGGGGACACCCCCGUGUCCCCGGCCAGGAGCCCCCUGCCCGUGUGGCAGCCCCGCGAGGUGCCGUGCCGCAGGGUGGGGGCGGAGGUGGUCUGGCGUGCACCCUGCGGAGAGCCACCAGCCAGGGUGACCUGCUUUCGAGCUGGGUGGGGGGUACGGUGCCACUGCAUCUCCUCCCGAAAACGCCCCGCAUCCUGCUCGGGGUGCAGAGCCCUUGGCAUGCCGGGCACAGGAGCGGGCAGGCGUGGGGACGGGGCUGGGAAGGUGCUGCAGGUGGGCUGUGCUGCUCGUGGCUGUCCUUCGGGGUGCUGCCGGGUGGGCUGCGCUGGCGUGGGGCUGUCCUGCGGGUGCUGGCAGGGGUGCUGUGGCUGUCCCCGUGGCUGUCCCCGCGCUAGGGGCCGCGGUCCGUGCGUGCUGCCGGCGCCGCAGCAGCCGCGCUGUGUCAGCAGCUCCGCGGCCGCAUCGAUCGCGGCCACAGCGCUCCGCUCCUUUGAAGUGCUGUCCCGGGGCUCCUGCUGGGCUGCAUUUCCCCGAGGAGAGAGCCUGAACGCAGUCAGGGCUGCUGUGGAGGCUGCAGCGAUGAUCCCCCAGUCUGGGCGCAGCGUGAUGGAGCCUGCGCAGCGCCGCAGGACACGGCCAGCACGGCCCUGGGGCCUCGGGGGUUUCUUCCCCCUCCUCUGUUCUCCCCCAGGGCUGAGUGCCCGGCCAGUGGCAAAGUUUGGAUCCACACACAUGGGUGCUCCUAGGUCCUGCCAGGCCGUGGUGUCCCUGCUUGGGGUGACAGGUUUGCUGCUGGUGGCACCUCAUCCCUCUGUGGAGCCCCGGGGAGCCCCGGGGACAUGGGACAAGGCCACGUCCCCCACCUGCAGGCACAAAGGGCAUCGUGUGAGGGGCUCUCAGACAAGGAUUCCAUGCAGGGACCCCUCCAACCAUUCUUGCUGGGACAGGCCAUCUCCUGGCUCUUCUCUCCUGUCCCUGCAAGGUUUUCUUGGAGGCAUCCAAGGUGGUGGCUGCCAUGGGGCAGUGAGUGAUGCUGGUUCAGGACACUUCUUCUUGCCCUGGGUGCUGUGACUCGUCCCCAGGCACCAGCUGUGCCCAUCCCUCUGUCCCCAAACCCUGUGAGAGCCCUCCCUGCACUGGGGCUGGAUGGAGAUUGUUCCCCAUGGCUGCAACACGGCAAGGAGCCGUCCCCAGGGCUUGGCCAUACCCGAGGGCACCGCUCUGCCCCCAGGGAGCUCCAGGGUGCUGCUGGUUCCCACCUGGCAGUGGGGCCUGGGGCUCAGCACAGCUGCACCUGCAGCUUGGGCAAGGCUCUCGUCCCUGCCUGCAGAGCCUGGCCCCUUUCCUGCCCUGCUUGCAGGCGGAGCACAGCGCCAGCGGAGCAGCCCUGACAUGCACCCAGCUUGGCCGUGGGAAGAAGGUUUGAGAGCAAAGAGCAGCAGCCCAAGGGGAGAGCACCCCCGAGACUGGGCAUGGAGGUGAUGGCCCCCCCCAUCAUCAACGCCCUGAAUGGCUCCUCUGUGAAGCUCUCCUGCACCUUCAACUCCUGCUACAAGGUGGAGAACAAGCAGUUUUCCCUCAACUGGACAUACCAGAGCUGCAGUAACUGCUCGGAGGAGCUGUUCCUGCAGUUCCGCACCAAGAUCAUGAACAAGCAGCUGGACCGCUUCGGGAACCGCGUGGAGUUCACCGGCAACCCCGCCAAGAACGACGUGUCCUUCACCCUCAAAAACGUGCAGCUGGAGGACGAGGGCACCUACAACUGCUACGUCCUGAACCCCCCGGACCGGCACCUGGGCCACGGCAAGAUCAGCCUGAAGGUGCUCACCGAAGAGCCCCCGAAGCACGACUCGACGGUGGCCGUGAUCGUGGGUGCCUCCGUGGGCGGCUUCCUGGCCGUGGUGAUCCUGGUGCUGAUGGUGGUGAAAUGCGUGCGCCGGAAAAAGCAGCAGAGGCUCAACACGGACGACCAGAAGACAGAGGAGGAAGGGAAGACGGACGGCGAAGGCAACCCGGACGAGGGCACCAAGUAACGCCCCCCUGCCCGCCCCUCCCUCCUGUCCCCUGUACAGCGUGACCCUCUUGAUGUGCUUCCCAGAGCAAGGAUUUCUGUCUCCCCAGAGCAUCCCUCCUUCCAUCCAAACACCCACCCCAGCCUGGAGCAGGGCGCAGGGAGAAGGUCCCCGGAGCCUGGCUGUGCUGGGCAGGGCUGGGGAGGGGGCGCUGAAGCCCCUGAGGCUGAGCUGGGAGCAGCCUGUCCCCUGCUCUGAGUGCCAGAGGGCUGUGAGGAGGUGCUGGGGCGGGUGAGGGGGGACCUGUGCAGUCCCCACACACGGAGGGACUGGAGCAGGGGGUGCCAGGAGGGGCAGAGGGGUCUGGGCAGCCCCGUGCCCCAUUGUCUGCUCUCUGUCCCAGUAGAAAAUGUGAGCAGGGGCCAGCAGGCUGCCCUUGGGGUCACGGCUCAUCCCGAGGUGCUCCUGCUGUGCCUGGGUCACUGGCACUGGUGUUCCCAUCCCGAGGGAACCCCAAGUCUCCUCCUUGCAACUCGUGCUCCUCAGGGACUGUCAGGCUGCUCAGAAGUCAGUGGCCAAGGCCAUGAGCUCACCCAAUGUCUUGGAGCUUUGUGCUGUUUUGGAACCACUGACGGCUCUUGGUGUGCAAGGGAUGGACCCUUCUGCCUCUCAGGCUGUUCUUGGGUCUGAGCAUCUCAGCCCAAGGGGCUGGGCUGACUUUUCCGUGCUCGUUUCCUUCUUGGGGAGGGUAAUUGUGAUGGAAAAUGUCCUGCUGAUGUGUCAGACUGAGGUGCUGGGGAGUGGUGGGGUGAGGCUGCUGCGGACAAGGAGCUGCUGAGAGGGAGAGGAGCUUUGGGGCUCUUGCUGGGAAGGACUGGGCACAACAGCAGGCCCUGAGUUAGGACAGCUCUGUCAGCCUGGAGCAGCCCUGUGAUGCUGAGACAGCCUCCUCCAGCCUCCCUGCAGAGCACUGCACACCGUAACUGCCAUGGCAAUGCACUGCCAGCGUGCCCAGCCCCGUGUGCCACCCGCCUCACCUGGCAGCUGAGCUGUGCUGGCUGCAGCACUGGGCAUUCAGGCAGGGAGUGACCCGGGGCAGUGUCCCCUGUGUCACCGGGCCUGAGCUUUUCUCCUCCCGUGGCUGCCAGGGGGAGGACAGUGCACAGAGCCACAGGGGACACUGCCCAGGGGUCCUGACGGAGGUCCUGUCACCCACGAGCAGCACUGCCAGGGGAGAGGGGGCACCUGUGCAGAGAAGGGACACCUUUGCCAUGUCCCCAUGUAGGUGCCAUCCCGGCAAUGCCAUCAGGCCCCAAGGGUGGCAGGACAGCUGUGCCCUCCCUGCUCUGCCCCAUCGCUUUCCACCCCAGCCCCACGUGCUCCGUCCAUCCCACCCGACCCCGCUGGGCUCCACACUGCUCCCCUCCCAUCCGCAGCAGGAAUGUGCCAUGUCCCACGCCUGGCUCCCUCCCCUGGGCGCUGCUGCCCGGGGAGGGCCGGGCUGUCCCCACACCCCGCACAGUGCCAGCGGUGCCAGCGGUGCCGCAGGGCUCCCGCACCGCCUUCUGCCAGAGCCGGGCCGUCCCCGGCCCCUGGCGGGACUGAGCCAGCUCCUCGGGGGCACAGAGGCCUCUGAGUGUUGCACAUGACCAGCCUUGCAUCUGCCUUUCAUCUCUUUUCGUGCACUAUCCUUGGAUUGCAACUUGCCAAUGCAUCUGUCUGUACAUAGCUGUAGACAGCAGAGAGCUGACAAAUACAGAUCUGUGCACACGG
This is a messenger RNA of Prinia subflava (tawny-flanked prinia), 3898 nucleotides long. RefSeq names its product sodium voltage-gated channel beta subunit 2 (gene SCN2B). The coding region runs from base 1586 to 2146 and encodes 186 amino acids. The transcript is spliced from 4 exons. Gene Ontology annotation, cellular component: plasma membrane. The record is from RefSeq and is a predicted model, not a curated record. Lineage: Eukaryota; Metazoa; Chordata; Aves; Passeriformes; Cisticolidae.